GCGGUCCAUGGGUGGGAGUGUAGCACCGCUCCCACGUGACCGACGAGUUUAUGCAAAAUGGCGGCGCCCAGAGGUGCUGUUGGUAUGCUUCGGCUGUUCGCGGGCCAUGUGACUGGCUGUCAGCGUGUUUUCUACUCAUCAGUUAAUCAUAUCUACUUACACCCAUCAAGCAUUCAUCAAAGAAGAUAUAUUUUUUGCCACAGACAGAAAAAUGCUUAUAAGGUAGUUUGGCCAGCUGAUGUUUCUCCUCCUUAUCCAGUUCCUAAGCAUAUAAAGCAGCCAGACUAUGUGACGACAGGCGCUCCGCCUGACAUGGGAGACGAAAUAGACCUUAAGAAUGAAGAUCAGAUUCAGCGGCUUCGUCAGGCUUGUCAGCUGGCCCGUCGUGUCCUGCGUCUGGCUGGGAGGAGUGUAAAGGUUGGCAUGACUACAGAAGAAAUAGAUUAUUUGGUUCACCAUGAAAUAAUCAAGCACAAUGGUUACCCGUCACCUCUAGGAUUUAAAGGUUUUCCAAAAUCUGUGUGUACUUCAGUAAACAACGUGGUAAGCCAUGGAAUUCCUGACAGCCGCCCUCUCCAGGAUGGUGAUAUUGUUAACAUUGAUGUCACAGUAUAUCUCAACGGCUACCAUGGUGAUACAUCCGAAACACUGUUAGUGGGGAAUGUGGAUAAGGCUGGUCAAAAGUUAGUGGAGGUUGCCAGGAAAUGCAGAGAUGAAGGAAUUGCAGUUUGCAGACCUGGGGCUCCUUUCUCCGUAAUUGGAAACACAAUCAGCAACAUUGCCCAUCAAAAUGGUUUUCAAGUCUGCCCUUACAUUGGUGGUCAUGGGAUAGGAACGAACUUACAUAGUAAUCCUGAAGUUUGGCAACAUGCAAACGAAAACGAUGUAUUAAUGGAGAAGGGAAUGGCAUUCACAAUAGAGCCUGUAAUAAUGGAAGGAAUGACCGAAUGUUGUCUCCUGGAGGAUGGUUGGACUCUGAUAAGUGCAGACCUCAAAAGAUCAGCUGUGUUUGAGCACACCAUCGUCAUUACAGACAAAGGAGCAGAAAUCCUGACCCUCCUGCCUGAGGAAACUUAAGAGCCACCAGCUGGCAAAAGAACCUUUUUCCCUGCGGUUCUUCCCGGGAGAAGCUGGCACGAAGGGCUGUAUCAAAACCCAUUUAUUUAUUUAGGGGAACGGCUUUCUUGUAUGAUCCUCAAAGGACACCGAUGUAAACUGGAUAAUCUUUGAACAAAGCAUGUAAUCUCUUCUACUCCACAACUAUGAAAAAUAUAAUCCCCCCUUUCCUUAAAAAAAAAA
Notechis scutatus (mainland tiger snake) is the source of this 1299-nucleotide messenger RNA. It is a transcript of the gene METAP1D, whose product is annotated as methionyl aminopeptidase type 1D, mitochondrial. Gene Ontology annotation, molecular function: metalloaminopeptidase activity. NCBI's taxonomy places the organism in Eukaryota, Metazoa, Chordata, Lepidosauria, Squamata, Elapidae. The record is from RefSeq and is a predicted model, not a curated record. Gene Ontology annotation, biological process: proteolysis.